Messenger RNA from Pogona vitticeps (central bearded dragon), 4585 nucleotides. RefSeq names its product ring finger protein 19A, RBR E3 ubiquitin protein ligase (gene RNF19A). NCBI's taxonomy places the organism in Eukaryota, Metazoa, Chordata, Lepidosauria, Squamata, Agamidae. The record is from RefSeq and is a predicted model, not a curated record. Gene Ontology annotation, molecular function: zinc ion binding; ubiquitin-protein transferase activity. Gene Ontology annotation, biological process: protein ubiquitination.
AAAUGCCGCCUUCUUUCUCCUCACAUCCACGAGACUUCCCUCCUCCUCCUUCCCCGCGGGACAGACACCGGGUUCAACCACCAGGCGGCCCCGCCUUGUCUGUGAUCUCAGCGGGGGGAGAAAGAGAGAAGGAAACCUCCUCCUCCUGGCCGGGCAGAGCCGGAGCCCGAGCCCAACCCGGCCCUGCCUGGGGCCUGGUCGCCUCCCCUCGCCUCGCCUCCCUUCCCCCUCACGGCUCUCCCACCCCCAUCUCGCUGGCUUUCAUUUUCCCCCUCACAGGCACUUCCUGUGCUGGGCCGGGUAAGGGCCCAGUCGGGCGGAGCGGGGUUGUUUUUGCUGCUGCUCCUGCCAUCGCCACCGCUACCACCGCUGCUGCUUCUCUGGAGUUAAAGCUUCAAGAUUAUUUUUCAUGUUAUGAGACAAAGAUGUAAUUCAACAAAUGACUGACUGCAUUAGAAGUUUUACCAUGACUUUUUGAGGUUCCUUUGCUGACUAGCACAUGGAGUUUGACUUCCUUCAAGAGUCUCCAGAGAGUUUUCUUGGAAUUAGAAGAAUUUUACACUGAAAAAAUCUCAUCUGACUAUGCAGAACAUGACUUAAGCUCCACUCCCAACAUGACCAGAAUGUGCAACUUCCCAGUAGUGUUUUUAUCCUUAAAAUGAUUAAAGUUGGACAUACGUAUUGAUCUAAUUCUGAUGAGUGUUUUGGCCAUGAGUUUACAUCGGCAAAUGGGAUCUGACAGGGACCUGCAGUCGUCUGCUUCUUCUGUAAGCUUGCCUUCAAUUAAAAAGGCACCAAAGAAAAGAAGAAUUUCAUUGGGAUCUUUCUUUCGAAGAAAAAGGGAUACAAAACGCAAAUCCAGAGAUAUAAAUGGAGGAGUGGAUGGGAUUGCAAGUAUUGAAACUAUACACUCAGAAAUGUGCACAGACAAGAACUCCAUUUUCUCUGCCUAUAUGUCAUCUGAGAAUGGAACAAACAUCUGCAGUAAACAGAGUGGAGACUUCAUGGAGUGUCCUUUGUGCCUUUUGCGGCACGCUAAGGAGAGAUUUCCAGAAAUAAUGACUUGUCACCAUAGAUCUUGUGUAGAUUGCUUACGACAGUAUCUCCGGAUAGAAAUUUCUGAGAGCAGAGUUAAUAUCAGCUGUCCUGAAUGCUCUGAGCGAUUUAAUCCACACGACAUUCGAUUGAUAUUAAAUGAUGACAUCUUGAUGGAAAAAUAUGAAGAAUUUAUGCUUAGACGGUGGCUUGUUGCAGACCCUGAUUGUAGAUGGUGUCCUGCUCCAGAUUGCGGGUACGCGGUGAUUGCUUUUGGCUGUGCAAGCUGUCCCAAACUUAUGUGUGGGCGUGAAGGCUGUGGAACAGAGUUCUGCUACCACUGUAAACAAAUCUGGCAUCCCAACCAGACCUGUGAUGCUGCUCGGCAGGAAAGAGCUCAGAGUUUACGAUUGCGAACAAUUCGUUCUUCAUCCAUUAGCUACAGUCAGGAGUCUGGAGCUGCAGCUGAUGACAUAAAGCCAUGCCCACGUUGUGCUGCUUAUAUAAUAAAGAUGAAUGAUGGAAGCUGCAAUCACAUGACAUGCGCUGUCUGUGGCUGCGAAUUCUGUUGGCUGUGUAUGAAGGAGAUCUCAGACUUGCAUUAUUUAAGUCCAUCAGGUUGUACAUUCUGGGGGAAAAAGCCAUGGAGUCGGAAGAAGAAAAUACUGUGGCAGUUGGGAACACUUGUGGGUGCACCAGUAGGAAUUGCCUUAAUAGCAGGCAUUGCUAUUCCAGCUAUGAUAAUCGGGAUCCCUGUGUAUGUGGGGCGUAAGAUUCACAAUCGCUAUGAAGGUAAAGACAUAUCAAAGCAUAGGAGAAACCUAGCCAUUGCAGGUGGUGUAACCUUGUCUGUAAUUGUUUCACCAGUUGUAGCUGCAGUCACUGUAGGUAUAGGUGUCCCUAUUAUGUUGGCCUAUGUAUAUGGAGUUGUUCCCAUUUCCCUCUGUCGAAGUGGAGGUUGUGGUGUGUCUGCUGGCAAUGGAAAAGGUGUCAGAAUAGAAUUUGAUGAUGAAAAUGAUAUUAUUGUUGGUGGAACAAAUGCAACAGUAGAUACUACAUCUGUAGCAGAGGCCCGUCACAACCCUAGCAUAGGUGAAGAAAGUGUUGGAGGAUUGACUGGAAGCCUAAGUGCAAGUGGAAGCCAUAUGGACAGAAUAGGAGCCAUUCGAGACAACCUGAGUGAAACAGCCAGCACCAUGGCCUUGGCUGGAGCUAGCAUAACAGGAAGUCUGUCAGGCAGUGCUAUGGUCAACUGCUUUAACAGGUUGGAAGUCCAAGCAGAUGUGCAGAAGGAGAGAUGCAGUUUGAGUGGAGAAUCAGGCACCGUUAGCUUAGGAACAGUUAGUGACAAUGCCAGCACCAAAGCAAUGGCUGGAUCCAUUCUGAAUUACAUCCCCUUGGACAGAGAUGGCAGCAGUAUGGAGGUGCAAGUAGACAUUGAAUCCAAGCCCACAAAAUUCAGACACAAUAGUGGAAGCAGUAGCGUCGAUGAUGGUAGUGCUGCAGGUCGAAGUAAUGCUGGUUGUUCCUCAGCCUGCUUGUCAGAAAAUAAAUCUAGUGCCACCAAGUGGUCCAAAGAUGCAUCAGCAGGGAAAAAAUGUAAAGGUAAACUAAGAAAAAAGAGUAGCAUGAAGAUAAAUGAAACAAGAGAGGACAUGGAUGCUCAGUUGUUGGAACAGCAAAGCACAAACUCCAGUGAAUUUGAUUCCCCCUCUCUCAGUGACAGUAUCCCAUCUGUAGCUGAUUCUCACUCCAGUCAUUUUUCUGAAUUUAGUUGCUCUGAUAUGGAGAGUAUGAAAACAUCAUGCAGCCACGGUUCCAGUGAUCAUCAUACCCGCUUUACUACAGUUAGUAUUCUCCCAGAGGUAGAAAAUGACCGUUUAGAAAACUCUCCACACCAAAGUGGCACUUCAUUGCUUAUUCCAGCUGCUCCGAGCUCAGAGAUUCCACAGCUGAGUUAUAUUGCUGAAGAAUGUGUUAAUAAUGGGACUGCUAAUGGUGCAGAUGUGGGUACUGGGGAAACACUAAAAGAAACAAACAACAACCAUUCACAACAUGCUGUGGAGUUAAAUACCACAAUUCAUACUGAGAUCUAAACCUCUUAUGUGCUGCAGACAUGUAUUUACCACUAAAGAGCCCUUGUCAGGUAACUUAAGUGGCCAGCAGAAGCAAAGUUUUGAUGCAAUUUGCAUUUUGUAUCUCUCUAUUUAGGCUUGUUUGGAACUCUGGGUGUUACAGAACUAUGUGAUGUGACAUGAAGGUUUUAACAAGUGCAUUACAAUGAAACUGUAUAUUGACGUUUUGUAUCCUUGCCAUAACUUUGCUGAAGGUUUGUAUUUGUAUAAUCAAACAGGGAGAAAAGCUGGCUUAUGUUAAACGUUAGAGUGACUAGUUGUUGCAACUUCCAAGUAAAAACUCAGUGAGUUGAUUUCUUGCACAUGGAAACGUAACAUCAUGCUGGAAUAAACUAUAUACUGACUAAUUGCUGUAAUCAUACCAAAUAUAUUUCAGUGCUGAUAGUUUUGUCUGGAGCAGAAUGUAACCUGUUUUAGAUAAUUCUGAGAUACACAUUUCUUCAGCAAGGUUAUGGCAUUUUGCAUAACUUUAAAUAUGAAAAGGUACUUGAAAUAUAAUAGUUAGCAAGAUGAUGUCUCCUUAUCAAGAUGGUGCAGGUCAUUUUAUUAUGCUUUCAACUGACAGCAGAAGAUAAGGUUUAUGAUAGCUACGUAUUGCAAAGAUUUAAAAUCAUUCUAAGUUGUAAUCAUUGUUGAGAAUUUGAUAGUCACCUUUCAUUAGGAGACUUUGUUAUGCUGUUUAAUUCUUGGUGCCUUUGGAGAAGACUGGGGUUUUAAGUGCCUGGUCUGAUGAUUUCACUAUGAAGUUUUCCAGAAUGUUGUCCUCUGCCACCUUUUUGGAAUCUAAAGAAAAAUUACAACAGAUCAACAGACUGUGGCAGAUUAAUGAGUAAUACUGAAGUAUUAGCCGACCAAAGACUCACUCAGGCUUCUAGUGGUUAACUUUUCUGACAUCUCUUUGCGAGAAACAUGCACAGAAAAAAGCACAGUGCAGAGCUUGCACAUAUGCAAAAGAUGGGCUCCAUGUGUGGCUGGCUUUUGGAGGCUUCCCAUUUGUGCUUAUGGAUGCUGUUCAGCUGAACACGAGCUGAAGGUAGCUCAGGCACCUGCACUGUCAAAAUGCUUGCUACACAGUUCAUUAUGAUUCCCUGCUCUUACUACCACCCCACCCUGCAAAAAAGGGAGACAUGUGGAUCUUGGCAAAACAGCCUCCAAUAUUUUGUUAUUCAUUCUAUUUUGUAAGUUGCCAUUAUGGUGCUACUGAAAGUUGGAUGUGUGAGAAGCAAGCUGCCAUGGGUUACAGCCCAAUUCCCAUGGCCUCCCCUUACUAUUUUCUUUAAUCAGCUUAUAACACUAGUGCCAGAUAUGUUACUUUGUAACACCUGUUAUGAUAUUUGUAUAUUUGUUGCUUUUUUUGCUCUCAAGAUGUGUGUAAACUGCAUUUUACCUGAAAUAAAUGUCUGAGUACUAUUUUA